AUGACUUGUAGUUUCUUGCUGGGAGGACAGCUUGGAAUUUUGUCCAAUCUUUUGGGUCAAUCAGCAGAGGAGAUGCUGCGAUUGUAUGAAUACUCGCAGGGUACCUACAAUCGAAGAACCAUGGAAGUCGAGACAAAUGAUCCGGGUGUAGUGACAAUACGAAGUUUCACGCUGGAUGAUCCUCCACCGCUCAAAUUGAGAAGGGAUGUUGGUGUUCCUCGUCUUCAGGACACAGCAGGGUUUUGGAAAAGGGUGAACAAGGAAUCGCCAGAAAAAGUUAGGAGACGAAUCGAAAAUGUCAAACACCUCACAACGAUCCAAAAGAGUCUUCUGCUAGAGCAAUAUGACCAAUACCAAGCAACCGCAAACCAAGAAAGUGCAUCAAACAAAGACUCAGUAAGAAACCAAGGAAAAGAGUCAAUACUGCCUCACUCGAAACCAGAUGCCGAUUUGGUUGGAAAUAGAAAUGUAACGAUACAACCGCUUUUCUCGUGGGAGAAAAUCGCGAUUGAGACUCGAGCAUGCCAAACACCCCAUCGAGGAAUUCCAAAACAUUGCUGUCCUGGGAGUUAUUCAGCAGGAGGAAGGCUGUUAUUUUUUGAAGGCGUUUGCAACUCGACAGAGCCAUAUGAAAUAGUCCAGGAGUAUGCAAUGGAGUAUUUGAAGAAACCCUAUUUGGCCAGAGAUAAAGAUGAUGAAUGUGAUGCUUGUUCCAUUGUCGAGACGCUCAUGGAACUGAACUUGACGCUCUCGUUUGUGGGAGAUUCACUCACUCGGCAAUCCAAUGCAGGCCUAGAGUGUGAGCUACUGCGGCGAGGCUACAUGGUUCGGUCCAAGAAAUCAUCAGUAACCAAACGUGAAGGCUGUUCAUGGCGUGAUUGUAUUGGUGAAUGGAUGGUGUUUACCGUGACCAACCCGACAAACAUGAAAACCGCAACAUUCAACCAUUUUGGCAUGUAUCGACCAGACCCUAGCAAUCUGGAUCUGAAAGAGAUUAUUUUGCCGCAUAGUGAUAUUGUCAUAUUCGAUCACGGUCUGCAUUGGAAACCAAAGGAACAGGCUAGAUUUGCAGAGGCCAUGACUAGAUACUUGCAAGGCUUCCAAGAUGCCAAUCUGACAAUGCUUGCAUGGCGAGAAACAUCGGCACAGCACAUUGAUUCGGAUGGAGGCCAUUACGGCUUGGAAGCAAAAUCAAAGAACUGUGUACCAAUACAUCCCGAUCACCAAGCUGGAUAUCGCAUGCCCAUUAUGCAACAAGCGGCUGAAAAUGCCGGAUUGCAAUGGAGAAGUCUCGCCGAACCAGACUUUUCGGCCCAAGACAAGGAGACAAACGAAAUUGUAUUUUUGCCCUUUCGAGAUUAUACAGUUCCGUUGCAUUACUUGCAUCCGAAUGAGUGCACUCACUAUUGUCACACGCCAUAUCUAUGGCUCCCACUGUGGCGAAGCUUACGAAUAGCACUGGAUCGAGCCGUAGCACCUGCCUCACACGACAACUAA
Messenger RNA from Cylindrotheca closterium, 1497 nucleotides. The record is from the annotation of a GenBank genome assembly. NCBI's taxonomy places the organism in Eukaryota, Bacillariophyta, Bacillariophyceae, Bacillariales, Bacillariaceae.